ACUCACCACUCCGUCGAGCAAUCAUGUCUCUCUCCGUCCACCUUCGUCCUUUCAUUUCCUUCUCAGAAACCCACUCCAACCCUUCAAUUCUCACACCCCGGAUGCUCACAGUCUCUGUUCCAACAAAGCUCUGGAAGCUCUCCCCUAUAAAAUCUAUUCAUGGAAAACAUGAAUUUCCCUCUGCUGUCUCUGAGAAGCCAAGGUGGGUAAAAGUGCUUGACACAGCAGCAAGCCUGUAUCCACUCUAUGUGACCAUUGGAGGGAUCGUUGCUUGUGUGAAACCAACUGCUUUCUCAUGGCUUGUGGAGAGAGCCCCUGCUUCGUACAGCUUCUCUCUUGGGUUUAUUAUGCUGGCAAUGGGUCUCACGCUGGAGCUCAAGGACCUCUAUAGCUUGUUCAUCCAAAGGCACUUUUCAAUACUGUGCGGAUGUGUUGCUCAGUACACAAUUAUGCCAUCAUUGGGAAUGAUUAUAAGUAAAUCCCUUGGGCUUCCUCCUUCUAUUUCAGUUGGUUUGAUUUUGCUUGCUUGUUGCCCUGGAGGUACUGCAUCUAAUGUGGUAACAUUAAUUGCUCAAGGGGAUGUGCCACUGUCCAUUGUAAUGACUGUAUGUACCACUCUUGGAGCAGUAGUUCUCACUCCUCUCUUGACCAAGAUUCUAGCAGGGACUUAUGUUCCUGUUGAUGCCAUCAAGCUUUCCAUCAGCACCCUGCAGGUUGUUGUUGCUCCAAUUCUGCUGGGUUCUUAUAUGCAGAGCUCAUUUCCAGCUGCUGUACAAAUUUUCACACCUUUUGCACCCCUCCUUGCUGUUUUAGUUUCAUCGUUGCUUGCUUGCAGUGUAUUUUCGGAAAAUGUUGUUCACCUCAAAUCAACUGUACUGAGUGCAUCUUGGCCCUCUGAUCUGUCUCCACUGCUUCACAUCCAAGAAAUACUCUCUGGAGAGUUGGGGGUUGUAAUAUUGUCUGUGCUGCUAUUGCAUUUUGGAGGUUUCUUUGUGGGGUAUCUUUCAGCAUAUAUUUGUGGGUUUAGAGAAUCACAACGACGAGCAAUUUCAAUUGAGGUCGGCAUGCAAAAUUCAUCGUUGGGUGUGGUCCUUGCCACCUCUCAUUUCACCUCUCCUAUGGUUGCUUUGCCCUCUGCAAUGUCAGCUGUGAUUAUGAACAUAAUGGGUAGCAGUCUGGGAUUAAUUUGGAGAUAUAUUGAUCAUUCUGAUUCCAAAACGACACCUAAAGUUGAGAAGGUAUGA
Molecule: messenger RNA, 1244 nt
Organism: Telopea speciosissima
Lineage: Eukaryota; Viridiplantae; Streptophyta; Magnoliopsida; Proteales; Proteaceae
Product: probable sodium/metabolite cotransporter BASS2, chloroplastic
Exons: 7
Coding region: 24-1244 (406 amino acids)
Cellular component (GO): membrane
Source: RefSeq, a predicted model, not a curated record